Nannospalax galili (Upper Galilee mountains blind mole rat) is the source of this 5438-nucleotide messenger RNA. It is a transcript of the gene Col4a5, whose product is annotated as collagen type IV alpha 5 chain. Gene Ontology annotation, cellular component: basement membrane; collagen trimer. Bases 360 to 5435 code for a protein of 1691 amino acids. The transcript has 53 exons. Gene Ontology annotation, molecular function: extracellular matrix structural constituent. Lineage: Eukaryota; Metazoa; Chordata; Mammalia; Rodentia; Spalacidae. The record is from RefSeq and is a predicted model, not a curated record.
AGGGUGGUGUGGGGAAGGGAACGAGGAAAAGUACGUUGGUAGGACUUGAGUGAGCAAAGUUUGCAAGUCCGAACAGAAGGCAAAAGUGCUCCCGAGCGACCGACUCUGGGGAGGGGAAGGGGGAGCAAAGAAGAGCUUCUCUCUUCUGGUUCUUUUUUUUUUUUCUUUUCUUUUUUAAAAUCUCUUCACUCUUAUAAAAGCUUUCUCCUCACUCAAGUGCACCGGCAUAACUGGGACACUCUCCCUGUCCCGGUCCUGCGCUUGUUCUUUCCCCAUAACCACUCAAGAUUAUGUCAGUCGGUCAGAAGCGGCCAGUGAUUCCGUGCGGGUGCUGAAGGAGCUGCGGGAGCCUGUGAAGAAUGAAAGUGCGUGGGCAGCGCCUGGCCGCCGGCAGCUUCUUACUGGUGCUGAGUCUUUGGGGGCAGCCCGCAGAGGCUGCGGCCUGCCAUGGGUGUUCUCCUACAUCAAAAUGUGACUGCAGUGGUGUAAAAGGGGAAAAGGGAGAGCGAGGAUUUCCAGGUUUGGAAGGCCAUCCAGGUUUGCCUGGAUUUCCAGGUCCAGAAGGGCCACCAGGUCCUCGAGGACAAAAGGGUGAUGAUGGAAUUCCAGGGCCAACAGGACCAAAAGGAGUCAGAGGUCCUCCUGGACUUCCUGGAUUUCCAGGGACACCAGGUCUUCCUGGAAUGCCAGGCCAUGAUGGGGCUCCAGGAUCUCAAGGUGUCCCUGGAUGCAAUGGAACCAAGGGAGAUCGUGGAUUUCCAGGCAGCCCUGGUUUUCCGGGUUUACAGGGUCCUCCAGGGCCUCCUGGAAUCCCAGGUAUGAAGGGGGAACCAGGUAGUGUAAUCAUGUCAUCACUGCCAGGACCAAAGGGUAAUCCAGGCUACCCAGGGCCUCCUGGAAUACAAGGUCCAGCUGGUCCCAAGGGUAUAUCAGGGCCAAUUGGUCCCCCAGGACCUCCAGGCUUGAUGGGCCCUCCUGGACCACCAGGACCACCAGGACCAAAGGGGAAUAUGGGCCUAAAUUUCCAGGGACCCAAAGGUGAAAAGGGUGAGCAAGGUCUUCAGGGCCCACCUGGACCACCCGGACAGAUCAGUGAACAGAAAAGACCAAUUGAUGUAGAAUUUCAGAAAGGAGAUCAGGGAGUUCCUGGUGACCGAGGGCCUCCUGGACCUCCAGGGAUACCUGGUCCCCCAGGCCCUCAAGGAGGUCUGAAAGGUGAAAAGGGUGAGCCAGGAGAGCCAGGCAAAAGAGGAAAACCAGGGAAAGAUGGAGAGACUGGCCCACCAGGAAUUCCAGGUUUGCCUGGUGAUCCUGGUUACCCUGGUGAACCAGGAAGGGAUGGUGAAAAGGGCCAGAAGGGUGACAUUGGCCCACCUGGGCCUCCUGGACUUAUAAUUCCUACAACUGGGGCUGGAGUGACUGUGGGAGAAAAAGGCAGUAUUGGACUGCCUGGCUUGCCUGGAGAAAAAGGAGAGCGAGGAUUUCCUGGAACACAGGGUCCACCUGGCUUUCCUGGACCUCCAGGUACUGCAGUUAUGGGUCCUCCUGGCCCUCCUGGACUUCCUGGAGAAAGGGGCCAGAAAGGUGAUGAAGGUCCACCUGGCAUUUGUAUUCCUGGAUCUCCUGGACUUGAUGGGAAGCCUGGAGCUCCUGGCCUUCCAGGGCCUCCUGGCCCUCCUGGCCCUCAUUUACCUCCCAGUGAUGAGAUAUGUAAAGCAGGCCCUCCAGGGCCCCCAGGAUCUCCAGGUGAUAAAGGACUCCAAGGAGAACAAGGAGUGAAAGGUGACAAAGGUGACACCUGCUUCAACUGUUUUGGAACUGGUGUUUCAGGGCCUCCAGGCCAACCUGGUUUACCAGGUCUCCCAGGCCCUCCAGGAUCUCUUGGAUUUCCUGGAGAGAAAGGUGAAAAAGGCCAUGCUGGAGCAACUGGUCCCAAAGGAUUGCCAGGCAUACCAGGAGCUCCAGGUGCUCCAGGCUUUCCAGGAUCUAAAGGUGAUCCUGGUGAUGUCCUCACUUUUCCGGGAUUGAAAGGUGACAAAGGAGAGUUGGGUUCCCCUGGAGCUCCAGGGCUUCCUGGUCUACCUGGUACUCCUGGACAAGAUGGAUUGCCAGGACUUCCUGGCCCCAAAGGAGAACCUGGUGGAAUUACUUUUAAGGGUGAAAGAGGCCCUCCUGGGAACCCAGGUUUGCCCGGUCUCCCAGGGAGUAUGGGGCCUAUGGGCCCUCUUGGUUUUGGCCCACCAGGCCCAGUAGGUGAAAAAGGCAUACAAGGUGUGGCAGGAAAUCCGGGCCAGCCAGGAUUACCAGGUCCUAAAGGUGAUCCAGGUCAGACCAUAACCCAGCCUGGGAAGCCUGGCCUGCCAGGAAAUCCAGGCAGAGAUGGUGAAGUAGGUCUUCCAGGUGACCCUGGGCUCCCAGGCCAACCAGGCUUGCCAGGAAUACCUGGUAGCAAAGGAGAACCUGGCAUCCCUGGAAUUGGGCUUCCUGGAUCACCUGGUCCCAAAGGUUUCCCAGGAAUUCCAGGACCUCCAGGAGCGCCUGGGACACCUGGAAGAAUUGGACUACAAGGGCCUCCUGGGCCACCAGGCUUUCCAGGACCAAAGGGAGAGCCAGGAUUUGGUUUACCUGGGCCACCUGGGCCACCAGGAUUCCCAGGUUUCAAAGGAACACCAGGUCCAAAAGGUGAUCGUGGUUUCCCAGGACCUCCAGGUCCUCCUGGACGCACUGGCUUGGAUGGGCUACCUGGACCAAAAGGUGAUAUUGGACCAAAUGGGCAACCUGGCCCAAUAGGGCCUCCAGGCCUGCCAGGAUUCGGUGUUCAGGGUCCACCAGGACCACCAGGGACUCCAGGGCCAAUAGGCCAGCCUGGCUUGAAUGGAAUACCAGGAGAGAAGGGAGAUCCAGGGCCUCCUGGGUUUGAUGUUACAGGACCUCCUGGUGAAAGAGGUAGUCCAGGGACCCCUGGAGCACCUGGUCCUAUAGGGCCUCCAGGAUCACCAGGUCUUCCAGGAAAAGCAGGUGUUUCUGGAUUUCCAGGUACCAAAGGUGAAAUGGGUAUGAUGGGACCUCCAGGCCCUCCAGGACCUUUGGGAAUUCCUGGCAGGAGUGGUGUUCCUGGUCUUAAAGGUGAUGAUGGCUUGCAAGGUGAGCCAGGUCUUCCUGGCCCUGCAGGAGCAAAAGGUGGUAAAGGAGAGCCUGGACUUCCAGGGCCUCCUGGACCAAUAGAUCCAGAUUUCAUGGGUUCAAAAGGAGAGAAAGGGGAGCCUGGCUUACCAGGUAUACCUGGAAUUUCAGGACCAAAAGGCUUCCAGGGUUUGCCUGGAGACCCAGGGCAACCUGGACUGAUUGGACAACCUGGGUCACGAGGACUUCCAGGUCCCAAGGGUAACCCUGGUCUUCCUGGCCCACAAGGACUUAAAGGACCUCCUGGGCUUAAAGGAAACAUUGGUGAUAUGGGAUAUCCAGGCCCUCAAGGUGUGGAUGGGCCUCCUGGACCUCCUGGACUUCCUGGACAACCUGGCUCCCCAGGAUUACCUGGACAGAAAGGGAAUAAAGGUGAUCCUGGCAUUUCUGGCAUUGGCCUUCCCGGUCUUCCUGGUCCAAAGGGUGAACCUGGUCUGCCUGGAUAUCCAGGAAACCCAGGUACCAAAGGUUCUGUGGGAAAUACUGGUUUGCCUGGAUUGCCAGGCACCCCUGGAGCAAAAGGACAACCAGGCCUGCCUGGAUUCCCAGGAACCCCAGGCCUUCCUGGACCAAAAGGUAUCAAUGGUCCUCCUGGUAAUCCUGGUCUUCCUGGAGAACCUGGUCCUGUAGGUGGUGGAGGACAUCCUGGGCCACCAGGAGCUCCAGGUGAAAAAGGUAAACCAGGACAAGAUGGCAUUCCUGGCCCAGCAGGGCAGAAGGGAGAACCAGGUCAACCAGGCUUUGGAAUCCCAGGACCUCCUGGACUCCCAGGACUUUCUGGUCAAAAGGGUGAUGGAGGAUCACCUGGCAUUCCAGGAAGUCCUGGCCUUUCAGGUCCGAAGGGUGAACCAGGCUUUCAGGGUUUCCCUGGUAUGCCAGGUCCCCCAGGUCCUCUUGGUUCUCCUGGACCAGCUUUAGAAGGACCUAAAGGCAACCCUGGGCCACAAGGUCCUCCGGGGAGACCAGGUCCUCCAGGUUUUCAAGGUUUACCAGGUCCAGAAGGUCCCCGGGGUCUCCCUGGAAAUGGAGGUAUUAAAGGAGAGAGGGGAAACCCAGGCCCACCUGGGCAACCUGGCUUACCUGGUUUGAAAGGAGAUCAAGGACCACCAGGACUCCCGGGUAAUCCUGGACGGCCUGGACUCAAUGGAAUGAAAGGAGAUCCUGGUCUUCCUGGUGUUCCAGGAUUCCCAGGAAUGAAAGGACCCAUUGGAAUACCAGGCUCAACUGGCCCUGAUGGGGAACCGGGUCUUAUUGGGCCCCCAGGUCCUCCUGGAUUGCCUGGCCCUUCAGGACAGAGUAUUAUAAUCAAAGGAGAUGCUGGUUCUCCGGGGAUCCCUGGCCAACCUGGAUUGAAAGGUCCACCAGGACUUCCAGGCCCUCAAGGUUUACCAGGUCCAAUUGGCCCUCCUGGAGAUCCAGGACGCAAUGGACUCCCUGGCUUUGAUGGUGCAGGAGGGCGCAAAGGUGACCCAGGUCUACCAGGCCAACCAGGUACCCGUGGUUUGGAUGGUCCCCCAGGACCAGAUGGGUUGCAAGGACCUCCAGGUCCCCCUGGAUCCACCUCUGUUGCCCAUGGAUUCCUCAUCACACGCCACAGCCAGACAACAGACGCACCACAAUGCCCACAGGGAACAGUCCAGAUCUAUGAUGGCUUUUCUCUCCUAUAUGUACAAGGAAAUAAAAGAGCCCAUGGUCAAGACUUGGGGACGGCUGGCAGCUGCCUUCGUCGAUUCAGUACCAUGCCUUUCAUGUUCUGCAACAUUAAUAAUGUUUGUAACUUUGCUUCAAGAAAUGACUAUUCUUACUGGCUCUCCACCCCAGAGCCCAUGCCAAUGAGCAUGGAACCCCUGAAGGGCCAGAGUAUCCAGCCGUUUAUUAGUCGAUGUUCAGUAUGUGAAGCUCCAGCUGUGGUGAUUGCUGUACACAGUCAGACAAUCCAGAUUCCACAUUGUCCUCAGGGGUGGGACUCUCUGUGGAUUGGUUAUUCCUUCAUGAUGCAUACAAGUGCGGGAGCGGAAGGCUCAGGCCAAGCCCUGGCUUCUCCUGGUUCCUGUUUAGAAGAGUUUCGUUCUGCUCCCUUCAUUGAAUGCCAUGGACGGGGAACCUGUAACUACUAUGCCAAUUCCUAUAGCUUUUGGCUGGCCACUGUUGAUAUGCCAGACAUGUUCAGUAAACCUCAAUCAGAAACACUGAAAGCAGGAGACUUGAGGACACGUAUUAGCCGAUGUCAAGUAUGCAUGAAGAUGACAUAACAU